AUGUCUCUUAAACGCAAAGCCUCUUUUUCUACAACACAACCGAGCUCGUUCAAACCCUCGCCCUGUGACUGGGAUACGACCGAUAACUCGAAACAUAUGAACAGCCGCACUCGAAAGCGUUUCCGGGAUGGUCGCCCUAGCGAUGAAAUUGUCUAUGAAAAAACCCUCCGCUGGAUCUUCGCAGCGCAGAAGCAGCAGCAGAGUAGUACUCCGAUGGAUACAUCCGACGAAAUGAUGGAGGCAGAACAAGUCAGUCCAACGCCCGAGGCAAUCGAUCCUCGACAGCAAACCCUGCUCCAAUUCUUCCAGCCCCGAACACAACCAAUGCUACCCUUUAAACCUUCCCGUGAGGCGCUGGCGCCCCGAGCAAACGAGACUGCGAUUGACCAAGCUGAUGCUAUGCGCCGACAAACAUUCGAGCAAAGAAACUUGGGAGUCCCUAAUGGCAGCGGAACUGCAAGUAAUGGAUUUAACCAGUUGGGUACCGAAACGGAUAUGGAUAUGGACGUGGAUACAGACCAAAGCAGCGAAGGCUCUAACUUUGGCUCAAAGAUGGAUUUCAGUUCGCAGAUUAAUCAGGGCCAGAAAAACCCCAAUACCAUCGCAAUUGAUUGCUUCCUUGUCCGCCCCUCCGCACCACCAAGGCACCCCGCGAUGGCCACUGACGCUGAAAAAGGCGCCCAGUAUCUGGAAAGUCUGCUUGGUCAGGUCCUCCGUAUACACACGACUGACAGCCGGAUUUUUGUGGGCCUCUUUAAGUGCACAGAUGCUGAGCGAAAUAUCAUUCUCUCCAACACACUGGAGUAUAGGCCUCCAACCCCCUCCGCUGUGCAGGAAGCUGCUCUCAAGGAAGCACAAGCAAGAGAGAAGGCUGAGACUAAGGCUACAACUGUCAAGGUCAAUAUGACCAAUCGUUUCAUCGGUCUCGUGGUCGUUCCGGGGCGUCACAUCACGAGGAUUGAACUGGAGGAGAGGGCUCGAGGCCUUUGA
This is a messenger RNA of Penicillium chermesinum, 990 nucleotides long. RefSeq lists its product as uncharacterized. The transcript has 4 exons. Lineage: Eukaryota; Fungi; Ascomycota; Eurotiomycetes; Eurotiales; Aspergillaceae. Gene Ontology annotation, cellular component: NatC complex. The coding region runs from base 1 to 990 and encodes 329 amino acids. The record is from RefSeq and is a predicted model, not a curated record.